GCAGAGUACUAACGUUGUGCUCUAACCAGGCUUAUUCUACAUAUUUGCACAGUUUUAGAUAAGGCAGUAUUUUUGGAAUUUAUUGCGAUAUCUGCGGUCCUGCACACUCCCAAACUAUAUUAAUAACCACUAGCCAGCUAGUUCGGCCAGCUACUUCAGAGAGUUAUAUGACUGCUUGUGUAACUCGGACAGGGUGCUAUUUUAUUGAGCAAAAAAGACUUUUUCUGUUGACGUUAGUUAACCAGAAACCUUGAAUUGGCCGCAUUAGCCCCGUCGCCUGCUCGCUGUUGACAACAAUGAGCUGGUCAGUCAUGUUGAGCCGAGUCAGUGCUUUACAGAUUAAAACACACGUUUGAAGGCGCAAGCGUCCUGCCUCCGGGAACGCCGGCAGGAACGGUUCACCCUCUGCUUCGCGUUUGUGUUCUGCAGCCUGAAGGAAGCCGCUCGAAGUGCCUCCCCUCACUGCCCCAAACCAGACGAACCCGAGGAACCGCUGGGCACAGCCAUGGAGACUGGAGCCGCACAGGAUGUCAAAGUGAAAUCUGAGAAUAUGACAUUUGAAGGAGUCAUCACUAAGGAAAUGGUGGAAGAAGAGAAGCAGCUGAUGGAGGAAGGGGAGAGGAAAGAAAAGGAGCUGAUGGAAAAGGCCCGGGAAUCGUGGGAGAGGGACUCUCACAACAUGCGGUUCAGGAGACUGCAGCAUUUGCUUCACAAGAGCAACAUCUACUCUAAGUUCCUGCUGACUAAAAUGGAGCAGCAACAGAAUGAGGAGAACCUCAGGAAGGAGAAACUUGAAAAGAAGGCCAAGAAGAAGCAGAACACAAACAGCGCAGAGCCCGAGAAAGAUAAAAAGAAGAGGAGGAGGGAUGAAGACUACAAAAUAGCAGAUGUCAUGUCAAAAGAAGAAAUCAUGUCGCAAGCUAAGAAAGCAAAAGUGGAGGAAGCGGUAAUGGUUGAGGCACCGGCCCAGAAGAAACUAGAAGCUGAAGAUAUCGAGAAGAUGAGCGAUUCCAACCAAGACAUCAAGAACCGUCUGUCGGAGACGGUGCGAGACAACGCCAAGCAUCUCCUGCAUCCGCACAGGAAGGUGAACGGCCAGCCGGUGCCCGCCCAGCAGCCGCAGCUCUUCACCGGAGGGGUCAUGAGGUGGUACCAGGUCGAAGGCAUCGAGUGGCUGAGGAUGCUGUGGGAGAACGGCAUUAACGGGAUCCUGGCUGAUGAGAUGGGACUGGGAAAGACCAUCCAGUGCAUCGCUCACAUUGCUAUGAUGAUAGAAAAGAAAGUGAUGGGCCCCUUCCUGGUGGUGGCCCCUCUCUCCACUCUGCCCAACUGGAUCAACGAAUUCAAGCGCUUCACACCAGAGGUGUCUGUGCUGCUUUACCACGGCCCCCAGCCAGAGAGGGCCAAGCUGCUGAAGCAGAUCCACAGGCCCCAGGGGCCCCUCAGCAUGUGUCCUGUGGUCGUCACCUCCUUUGAGAUCUCCAUGAUUGACAGAAAGUUCCUACAGCACUUCCAGUGGAAGUACCUGAUAGUGGACGAAGGCCACAGGAUAAAAAACCUCAACUGUCGGCUGGUGCGGGAGCUGAAGGUGCUGCCCACUGACAACAAGCUGCUGCUGACGGGCACGCCGCUGCAGAACAACCUGGCUGAGCUCUGGUCCCUCCUCAACUUCCUCCUGCCAGAGGUCUUUGAUGACCUCAAGAGCUUUGAGUCGUGGUUUGACAUCGACACCCUCGGUGAGGUUGAGAGUGUGGUGGCUGCUGAGCGCGAGCAGAACAUCCUGAGCAUGUUGCACCAGAUUCUGACUCCGUUCCUGCUGAGGAGGCUGAAGUCAGACGUGACGCUGGAGGUUCCUCCUAAGAAGGAGAUCAUAGUUUACGCUCCUCUGACAGCCAAACAGGAGGCCUUUUACACCGCAGUGGUGAACAAAACCAUCGGCAAGAUGCUGGGCCAGGAAAAGACGGAGGCUCCUGUAGCGUCGACGUCGAGUGGCAGGCCAAAGCGUCGCAGUCGAAAGGUGGUGGACUACAGUGAAACAGAUGGAGACACGCCGUAUGAGCUGGAGAAAUAUAUGGAGAGGGUCUCUAAGGAGCUCGAGCAGAGCUCCCCUCCAGUGCUGGACGUCCAGAGUCCGCUGGAUGCCCAGAUCAACCUGAAGCUGCAGAACAUUCUCAUGCUGCUAAAGAGAUGCUGUAACCACCCCUACCUGGUGGAGUACCCCCUCGACCCUGCCACUCAGGAGUUCAAGAUUGAUGAACAGCUGGUGCAGAGCUCCGGAAAGUUUCUCAUACUGGACAGACUUCUGCCAGCGCUGAAGAAAAGAGGACAUAAGGUUCUGAUCUUCAGUCAGAUGACGUCCAUCUUGGAUAUUUUAAUGGAUUACUGUUAUCUACGGGGCUUCCAGUACAGCCGACUGGAUGGCAGCAUGUCCUACUCCGACCGAGACGAAAAUAUGACCAAGUUUUCCCAAGAUCCAGAGGUGUUCCUGUUCCUGCUGAGCACCAGAGCAGGAGGACUUGGGAUCAACCUGACAGCUGCCGACACUGUCAUCAUCUUUGACAGUGACUGGAACCCCCAGGCAGACCUGCAGGCUCAGGACCGCUGUCACCGCAUCGGGCAAACCAAACCCGUGGUGGUGUACCGCCUUGUCACAGCCAACACUAUCGACCAGAAGAUCCUGGAGAGGGCCUCGGCCAAGAGGAAGCUGGAGCAGAUGGUCAUCCACAAGAAUAAGUUCAAAGGCGGGAAGGCAGAGCUGAACCAAAGUAAAAGCUGCAUUGAUCUGGAUGAGCUGAUGGAGCUGCUCAAAGCCAGAGGCACUGAGAAGGAGGUGAAAGCAUCAAGGGGGAAGGUGAUCAGCGACAAGGACCUGGAGAUUUUGCUGGAUCGCAGUGACUUGCUGGACAAAGAAAAGGGGAGCAUGAAGAAAGAGAAGGUGGGAGUCUUCAGAGUGAACGAUGCCAAAGAGUUGUCAGAGGUCACGUUGACCUAAGAACAUUUGAAAUAUUGAGAUGUGACCUUCUGACCACAGUCCUUCUGGAAAAACUAAAGCUGCACCUAGAUGACUCACAACUGCUGUCAGUGAAAAUAUCCUCAAACUGCUGUUUGUAGACUUUGAAUGGUGGUUUUUUUGUUUGUUUGUUUUUGUCCUUUACUUUCUCAACUGCCUUGGUAGUAUUCUGUUUAAUGAGCUUUUUUGUUGUACUGUUUUGGUGUUGGCGUAGUCUGUUGUGUUGAACCGCUGUACCCUUUUUAAGUCAUUUUGAUCAUUUUCAUGACAAAAGAUGAAGAAAAAAAGAUUCAGUGUGCCCAGAUUCUCAUGUUCUCCCUUAAGGUGGCAUUAAGAACAUCAUUGGACAGUAGAGCCUGCCAGUGAAACCCACAACACAUUCCACCUGUGAAAUGCAGUCCAAAUGUUUGAUUAGAAGUCAGAGCAGUAGAGUGACUGCGAUUUUUCCAUUGAACCUGAUGGGUUGGAUGCUUUCUUCACUUUCAGGAUGCUGCUCACAUAGUGUGAUUUUUGUUAACAGUCUUCUUUUACCUUCACUCCAACUGUCCUGACUGUUAACAUGCACAGGGUCUAUGCAUCUGUUUAUCGAGACAAAGCUGUAGUGACAUGGUCUAGUCGGGUUAGUCCUGAUUUUUAUUUGGCCAUUCAAAACACAUUAUCGUUAAAGAGGUUGUAAUCGAAGCACUUUCAGUUGAAGCAUACGCAUUCUUUCAUGUCUUUUUAUAUAAAUAAACUACGAUUUGAUAACUUUCA
This is a messenger RNA of Siniperca chuatsi (mandarin fish), 3763 nucleotides long. It is a transcript of the gene hells, whose product is annotated as helicase, lymphoid specific. The record is from RefSeq and is a predicted model, not a curated record. Gene Ontology annotation, cellular component: nucleus; pericentric heterochromatin. Gene Ontology annotation, molecular function: ATP-dependent chromatin remodeler activity; ATP binding; chromatin binding. Bases 506 to 2992 code for a protein of 828 amino acids. The transcript is spliced from 23 exons. Gene Ontology annotation, biological process: DNA methylation-dependent constitutive heterochromatin formation; pericentric heterochromatin formation; negative regulation of gene expression via chromosomal CpG island methylation. Lineage: Eukaryota; Metazoa; Chordata; Actinopteri; Centrarchiformes; Sinipercidae.